AUGUAUAAGCUGGUCUCCUGCUGUUUGCUUUUCAUAGGAUGCUUAAAUCCGCUCCUGUCUCUUCCUGUCCUUGACUCCAGGCAAGAGUCCCUGCAGCUCUUAGCACCUGAAGACGUCAGAUCAACUCUGGAUGAGCUGGAAAGAGCGUCUCUUCUGCAGAUGCUGCCAGAGAUGUCAGGCGCAGAGACAGGAGAGGGUCUUAGGAACGCAGAUCCCAUUACCAACAUUUUUCACCCAAGGGGAAACAUGAGAAAAUUUCAGGCUUUCUCUGGGCAAGAUCCUAAGCUUUUCCUGAGUGACCUUUUGUCCAGAAUCAGGAAGCAAUCUAAGAAACGUGGACCUUCCUCUGAAUGCUUCUGGAAAUACUGUGUCUGA
Molecule: messenger RNA, 375 nt
Organism: Dama dama (fallow deer)
Lineage: Eukaryota; Metazoa; Chordata; Mammalia; Artiodactyla; Cervidae
Gene: UTS2
Product: urotensin 2
Exons: 4
Coding region: 1-375 (124 amino acids)
Biological process (GO): blood vessel diameter maintenance; regulation of blood pressure
Cellular component (GO): extracellular region
Molecular function (GO): hormone activity
Source: RefSeq, a predicted model, not a curated record